Messenger RNA from Marmota flaviventris (yellow-bellied marmot), 1152 nucleotides. It is a transcript of the gene Adm, whose product is annotated as adrenomedullin. Gene Ontology annotation, biological process: positive regulation of heart rate; regulation of systemic arterial blood pressure; adrenomedullin receptor signaling pathway. NCBI's taxonomy places the organism in Eukaryota, Metazoa, Chordata, Mammalia, Rodentia, Sciuridae. Gene Ontology annotation, molecular function: adrenomedullin receptor binding; hormone activity. Gene Ontology annotation, cellular component: extracellular region. The record is from RefSeq and is a predicted model, not a curated record.
UUCGGUGUUUUGCUACUGCCUGACAGGGACGUCUCGGACCUUUUCCUCCAAGAACUUGGCAAAUCACCCCUUCAGCAGUGUCUGUGCAUUGCCAGAAUGAAACUGUUUUCCGUCGCUCUGAUGUUCCUGGGCUCACUCGCCUUCCUAGGCGCCGAUACUGCUCGGCUCGACGUGGCAUCGGAGUUCAGAAAGAAAUGGAAUAAGUGGGCUGUAAGUCGAGGGAAGAGGGAACUGCGAGUGUCCAGCAGCUACCCCACCGGGCUCGCUGACCUGAAGGCCGAGCGUGUCCAGACUCUCAUACGGCCCCAGGACGUGAAGGGCGCUUCUCACAGCCCUCAGAUCAGCAGUCCGGACGCCGCCCGCAUUCGAGUCAAGCGCUACCGCCAGAGUAUGAAUAACUUCCAGGGCCUCCGGAGCUUUGGCUGCCGUUUCGGGACGUGCACCGUGCAGAAGCUGGCACACCAGAUCUACCAGUUCACAGACAAGGACAAGGACGGUGUCGCCCCCAGAAGCAAGAUCAGCCCCCAAGGCUAUGGCCGCCGGCGCCGUCGUUCCUUGCUCGAGGCAGGCCAGGGCCGGACUCUGGUGUCUUCCGAGCCACAGGCACGCGCAUCUCGGGACUCCCGGGUGCACCAAGUGCUUUCCACUCUCCCGUGACAGCAUCGAACAGUCGCGCAAGCGUCCCACUGGCGCCUCCCAGAGCAGAGGACUUCGGGGAACAGGCUGAGAAAGUCUUGCAGAUACCUGGAGUCCAGAAGGCACCGUUUGGCCUCGAGCCCCGGCAUUGCAGAGCCCCUUCUCCUUCGGGGCUGAGCGCUCUCUUCACCCCAUGAGACUUGGGUGCCCAGGGAGGGCAGAGGAAUCCGAGGGAGUGCCAGGCUCAGGGAGAGGAGAAACUAAGAAAUAAAUGCUGAGACCUUCGGAGCAGGGGUCUGAGCCACUGCUUUGCCCGCUCACAAACUUAUUUCUCGUGGGGUGUCACCCUUCGGGGCGCAAGCCCCAAUAUUACUUGAACUUUACAAACCUAGAGAGGAAAAGUGCAAUGCGUGUUGUACAUACAGAGGUAACUAUCAAUAUUUAAGUUUGUUGCUGUCAAGAUUUUUUUUGUAACUUCAAAUAUAUAGAGAUAUUUUUGUACGUUAUAUAUUGUAU